This is a messenger RNA of Lactuca sativa (garden lettuce), 864 nucleotides long. Its product is annotated as GATA transcription factor 9. Gene Ontology annotation, cellular component: nucleus. Gene Ontology annotation, biological process: regulation of DNA-templated transcription; cell differentiation. The record is from RefSeq and is a predicted model, not a curated record. Gene Ontology annotation, molecular function: zinc ion binding; sequence-specific DNA binding. NCBI's taxonomy places the organism in Eukaryota, Viridiplantae, Streptophyta, Magnoliopsida, Asterales, Asteraceae.
AUUUUUUGCUAUUAUUAUUCUCACUCGACCUCUCUGUUUUCAAAAGCUUUUAACUUCUUAUGGAUAUCUGCCAGAAUAUCCCCGUUUCCGGUGGACUUCCGACCAACUAUCCGCCUGAGCAACACCUUAUUUGCAGCCUUGACGAUCUUCUUUCCGGUCAUUCCAUGGAAGAAGAUGAUGUUAACAUGGAAUGGCUGUCAAUUUUUGUGGAGGAUUGUUUAUCUAGCAGUGGGAGUUGUAUGCCACCAGCAGCAAAACCCCAAAGUACAACUUCCACUGCAGAAGGUACAAACACAUCAGCAGAACCUCAACCUAAGGUGAACGAAACUUAUUCCAUUUCCACGCAUAAAAUACUUGUACCUUGCAAGGCAAGAAGCAAGAGGAAGAGAAGCCAAACAUGCUGGUCUCAGCAGUACCUUAACUCCCUUCAACCGCCUUGUUGGUUAGCUGAGAGUGAGCUGAUGAUUUUCCCUAAGAAAUGUACAAGUCCUAACAGCAGAGGUUCCGGGCAGGAGGAAGGGAGCAGCGGGCAGGGGCAAGGAAGGAAAUGCACACAUUGUCUCUCACAAAGAACCCCGCAAUGGAGGGCAGGACCACUUGGACCAAAAACACUGUGUAAUGCAUGUGGGGUGAGGUACAAGUCGGGCAGGCUGCUGCCCGAAUAUAGGCCAGCCAAGAGUCCUACUUUUGUGAGCGAUAAACAUUCUAAUUCUCAUAGGAAAGUGUUGGAGAUGAGAAUGUCUUUUUUGCCCUCCCCCUCUACCAAUUCAUCUUCUUCUUCCUAGUGAGAGUGAGGGCUUAGUUGUAAUUUUCCAUCUUAACCCAUCAUGUAGAAAUCAAUGAAGAUGGAUAGUUUUGCUAAAA